AUGUCCGGCCAGGCCCCGGAGCCCGGUGACGCCGAUGCCAAGUCCAAAGUCCAACCCAGCCAGGUCCGUUUCUCGUCCAUCACGGAGGAGAUUGAACCAUCGCAGGCACUCUCUCCGGAACCAGAACCUCAACACUCGCAGCCGCUGAAGCAGCAAUCAGACGAAGAGGCGUUACGAUCGCUGGCUAUGAGUUUGCAGAGCUCGCAUCUGCAGAGCUCACAGCUUCAGGAGGCCCGUCUACGGAACUUCUCUUUCGAUCCCAUGUCUCUUCCUUCCUCCAGGGUCGCCUCUCGCGAGUCGAGUGAUCGGAGUGGGCAUGGAACUAGCUCUUUUGCCUCUCCUCAUGCAUCUCCCCCCGUUUCCGCCGUACAGUCCCCUCCUCUUACGCCAGCUGCAACUCGUUCACGUGAAGGCAGAGCGGAGGGUUCCUCCCUAAAAGCUCACAGCCGGCCUCAUGUCCAAACCGAGUUCACCCCAGAUGCCUCACCCCCGGUGACUUCAGCCGAUAAGCAUGACAUCCCCCGAUCCUCAACCCCCCGACCCUCAUCCACCGAUCAGUUGCCCAACAGACACAGUGAGGCCUCUGAUCGAAGCUCUCAUGUCGUGCAACUCCCCAAGCACCGUGCACAGUUCUUCAUUGGAAACGAUACUAGUUCGCAAGAAGAAAGCCCACCUGCUACUCCAAGAGAGUCUCUGACUCCACCCGGGGCUAUGACCCCAGUAGGCGAACCCAAUGACCCUUACGCACGCAACAAGCGCCCACCUCAGUCGAAAAAUCUCGCUCAGCUGGAUCCUCGGUUCAUCUUUAGCAGUCGGGAUGCGAAGCGGUCAUUCCGCCCGGGAACUCCCCGAUCAGCCAGCGCCAGUGACCUCAGCAAGCCCAGUGACAAGCGGAGUAUAUUUGGUGGCAAGAAGGACCAAGUCAGUGACAAGCACCAGAGUCAUCAUCAUCAUGGCUCCAUGUCUGAAUUGAAGCGAUUCUUCAAAAUGGGUCACCGCCACAAGCGGGCUGAAUCCCCAACAUCAAUGCCCAAAAAGUCGAGCCGAGGAUCUGGAAAGAACACCCCAUACCAAAUGGCCCCUGACAAUGUUCCAUUUGCCGAUGAUCACGGAUUGAACUCCAAGUAUGGCAAAAUGGGCAGGGUGCUUGGGUCUGGAGCUGGCGGCUCGGUGCGUCUCUUAAAGCGGAACAGUGACGGUGUCACCUUCGCCGUGAAGCAAUUUCGAGAUCGUCACAACUGGGAGACCUUGAAGGAGUAUUCCAAGAAGGUCACCGCGGAGUUCUGUAUUGGUUCUACUCUGCAUCACGGCAAUAUCAUCGAGACACUGGAUAUCAUCCAGGAAGGGACUCACUGGUAUGAGGUGAUGGAAUAUGCUCCAUAUGAUCUCUUUGCCAUCGUCAUGACGGGAAAGAUGGGCAAAGAGGAGAUUGCAUGCUCUUUCAAACAGAUUUUGAGCGGCGUGGCUUAUUUGCACGGCAUGGGUCUCGCUCAUCGGGACCUGAAGCUGGACAACGUGGUGGUCAAUGAUCGAGGCAUCAUGAAGCUCAUUGACUUUGGAAGUGCCGUUGUCUUCCGUUAUCCCUUCGAAAACGACAUCGUUCCCGCUUCAGGAAUUGUCGGCUCGGACCCAUAUCUUGCCCCCGAGGUGUACGACGAAAAGAAAUAUGACCCCCGCCCUACGGAUGUUUGGUCGCUGGCGAUCAUCUUCUGCUGCAUGACCCUACGGCGCUUCCCAUGGAAGCAACCACGCACCACGGACAAUUCCUACAAGUUGUUUGUUUCCAGCCCGACUCCAGGCACACCGGUUCCCGAGUCGAACCCAAACCGUCGGCCCAAGUCGACCCCCGAUCUACCAUGCCAAGGCCAGGAGAAACGUCAGGCUGAUCGCUCGAGCGGUUCCUCUGAACCCGCCAAAACCAAGGACCAGUCUGCACCGGAAGAAAACAGAAACGGUACCGGACACGGGGAUGGUGAUCGCUCGCCUGAUACUGCUCAAAAGCAAACCAGCCAGACUAGCACUACUGCCCAUGAUCGGCCUACCCGCACGACGAGCAAAGAGGCACCGCCCGUUCAACCACCUUCCCAGUCCUCUGGUCAGCGCCAGGAAGUCAUCAAGGGACCGUGGCGCCUUCUCCGCAUCUUACCGCGGGAAAGCAGGUACAUUAUUGGUCGUAUGCUGAAGACCAACCCCAACCAGCGAGCCACACUGGACGAGGUCAUGAGUGAUGACUGGGUCAGAGACAUCCAUGCCUGUCGGCAGGAAUGCUCUGGCGAGAUCAUCAACGACCCCGGCCACACCCAUGUCUUGGAGCCCCCGUCGCAGAGUCCCGCCGUGGCCAGCAAAGGCACCAAGGCCAAAUAA
Penicillium arizonense is the source of this 2364-nucleotide messenger RNA. RefSeq lists its product as uncharacterized. Gene Ontology annotation, biological process: intracellular signal transduction; protein phosphorylation. The transcript is spliced from 3 exons. Lineage: Eukaryota; Fungi; Ascomycota; Eurotiomycetes; Eurotiales; Aspergillaceae. Bases 1 to 2364 code for a protein of 787 amino acids. The record is from RefSeq and is a predicted model, not a curated record. Gene Ontology annotation, molecular function: ATP binding; protein serine/threonine kinase activity.